This is a messenger RNA of Dicentrarchus labrax (European seabass), 2627 nucleotides long. RefSeq lists its product as uncharacterized. The record is from RefSeq and is a predicted model, not a curated record. Bases 123 to 1877 code for a protein of 584 amino acids. Gene Ontology annotation, cellular component: intermediate-density lipoprotein particle; extracellular region. The transcript has 10 exons. Gene Ontology annotation, biological process: cholesterol catabolic process; regulation of amyloid-beta clearance; positive regulation of nitric-oxide synthase activity. NCBI's taxonomy places the organism in Eukaryota, Metazoa, Chordata, Actinopteri, Moronidae. Gene Ontology annotation, molecular function: lipid binding.
AACUUGGACUUUGGGAUUAUUACUGUCUCGCUUGCUAUAUAAGCUGCAGCACCUCACCAGCUCAACACAAGCGCUGCCAAGUGGACUUGCAGAUACACUCAGCAAACUCAGGUCGAAGAACCAUGAAGGUCCUUGUUGUGCUCGUCCUUGCCGUUUUCAGUGGCUGUCAAGCCAACCUCUUCUAUGCUGAUGCACCCAAGCCACAGCUGGAAGUGAUGACUGAUGCAUUCUGGGACUAUGUUGGCAAAGCCACCCAGACAGCUGAUGAUACCCUCCAGAUGAUCAGGAAAUCUCAGUUUGGACAGGAUGUGAGUGCCCGUCUGACAGAGAGUGCCGACAUGGCCAGCACAUAUGCAGUUUCCCUGCAGGAGCAGCUUCCCCCUGUAGCCCAGGACCUGAUCACCAAAGUCACCACAGAGGCUGAUGUGCUGAGAGAGCGUGUGACCCAGGAGCUGAACACCGCCAAGGACAAGCUGGAGCCCUACACCGAGGACAUGAAGGCCCAGAUUCAGCAGAGAGUGGAGCAGCUUAAACAGGAGCUGGCCCCCUACGCAGAAUCCGUGGACUCUGAGGCCCUGAGGACCACCUUGAUGCAGAAGAGUGAGGAGCUGAAGACCAGCCUGGAGCAGAGUAUGAAGGACCUGCAGGCUCAGCUGGGACCCUACACUGAUGACCUGAAGCAGAAGGUGGACCAGCACCUGGUGGACUUCAAGGAGAGUCUUGUGCCCGUGACCGAGAGAGUCCAGAGUGAGCUGACUCGGGGAGCCCAGCAGGUGAAAGAAAUCGCUGCCCCCUACGUUGAUGAUCUGAGGGAAAGGCUGGACCCCUAUGCCCAGGACCUCCAGGCUCGUCUCACCUCCCUCUAUGAGUCCUUCACCAAAUGUGACUACUUUAGGCGUGCGCACGCGAGCAACACCCCCGCUCCGUGCGCGCACACGCGCAGCAGCAGCAGCCUCCUGGGACUGUAUAAAAGCCCUCAGUCUCCGUUCGGGGAGCACGGAGAAGGCUCAACCUCUCAGGUGUAUCUGUCUGUCUGUCCAGCAAUCAUGAAGGCUGUAUCUCUGAUUCUUGCUCUGGCAGUCAUCACCGGCUGCAAUGCCCGUGCUGUGCACCAGACUGAUGCCACCCCAAACCAAUGGGAGGAAACCGUGGAUCGUUUCUGGCAGUACGUUUCUGAUAUUAACCAAAAGGCUGAUGGAGUUGUGGAGGACAUCAAGGCCUCCCAGCUCAGCAGGGAGCUAGACACUCUGAUCACUGACACCAUGGCAGAGCUGACAACAUACAGAGACGACAUCCAGACCAAGCUGACCCCCUACACCGAUGCCUCCACAGGCCAGCUGUCUCAGGACCUGCAGCUCCUGGCUAACAAACUCCAGAAGGACAUGCUGGAUGCCAAGGAGCGCAGCACUGAGUAUCUAGGCGAGCUCAAGACCAUGUUGGAGCAAAACAGCGAUGACGUCCGCGCCCGCAUCAACUCCUACACCCACAAGCUGAAGAAACGCCUGAACAAGGACACUCAGGAGAUUCACGACACCGUGGCCACCUACAUGGGUGAGCUCCAGUCCCGCACCUCCCAGAACCUGGAGGCCGCGAGGGAGCAGGUUGAGCCCUACGUCCAGCAGGCCAGUGACAGCGCCACAAAGAAGAUUAGCGACAUCUCUACCAUCCUGAAGACCCAGGCUGAGGGCUUGGGCCAGCAGCUGGAGACUCAGGCUGAGGGCAUCAGAAGCCAGCUGGAGGCCACCGCCCAGGACCUGCGCACCUCCCUGGAAGGCAGGAUCGAUGAGCUGACCGAGAUGUUCUCCCCCUAUGCCACCAAGAUCCGUGAGCAGUUUGAGGGCAUCGUGGACAAAGUCAAAGAGACUGCCACUGCCUAGAGAAAGACUGAGGGUUUUCAAAGGGUUGUAGAUGGAUGUGUAAACCACUGAUUUCUUAAUACCCUGACAAAGAGGGGAAUGGGGGAGUUGAGAAUUACAGAUGAUAUCUUUAUUUGCGUGCUCCACUGUUCAGGGUAAGGGGGUUAAUGAGAUGAAGGAGGGAGGAUGAGGUGCUGACUGUUAACAGAACAUUCAGCAGAUAAACAUCUGUUAGGUUCUUUCUUCUGCACAGUCACCCUUUCUUCUCUUAUCGACUCCUGUCACUGAACACAAGCACCCCAGCCGAUAACAACCUUUAAUACACAAACAGGAGACAAUUAUUUGUAAUAUGCUUCGCUUUUCUACUUUGAAACUUCUAGCUGCCUAUCCCCCCAAGUUUUUGUCUUGAGCUUCCUACAUUUUGUUUGGUUGUAAAUAUAACUGCUGAGUUUGAGGUAUUCCACCCCUAAAUGCACCGAACAUCGUCUUUCAUUUCAAUAAAUGCACUGAAUUUUUCUCGAGGUGAUACUAAACCACUAAAGUGUCCUUCUGUAUUGUCUGCAUUUCUUGUUGUUCACAGAGAAGUGGAAUGUAAAAUGACUUGAUGCAAGUACGACAAAGAGAGUAAAGUGUAAUGCUGCCUGUUUUUCAGUCUGACUAUAGAGUGUCCCUUGUGUUCCACAUAUGCCCACCAUGCUGCUCACUGUAAGUGCACUGCCUGUGGCUGCACUGUUCUGACCAGUGCUGAGUGAAUAAAGAACCUAGAAAAGA